Molecule: messenger RNA, 456 nt
Organism: Adineta steineri
Lineage: Eukaryota; Metazoa; Rotifera; Eurotatoria; Adinetida; Adinetidae
Source: the annotation of a GenBank genome assembly
AUGGCUUCAGCAGCACCUCCUUCUCAUUUGUCGUCUGCAGCUGCUGCUGAUAUUCCAACAUUAAAUUCUUAUGGUUCAUUAUAUCAUUCGGAUGAUAUUGAAGUAUUACCAUCGACAACUGUUAUUAAUCCAGCAACAUUUCAAAGCAAUGACUCUGAUUCUGCAAUAGCACAUCGAUAUAAACCAGCAAGAACACCUUGUUUAAAACCUCAUCAAUCUGAAACAAUAUUUGCUAUAUGUUUAUUUACACUUGGUCUUAGUUUAUUAACCUAUGUUAUUGUAUCAUAUUGGUUUACACAUAGUCAAAUAUCUCCAAUAAUUAUCUUUAUAUGUGGUUUAGUUUGUUUUAUACCUGGUUGUUAUUAUUUAAUCGAACAUUACUGUUUUAUAUUUAAAUGUCAACGAAAUCGUAAUCGACCUUUACGAAUAAUUGAUCAGGAUGAUGAUAUUAUUUAG